Molecule: messenger RNA, 1499 nt
Organism: Amphibalanus amphitrite
Lineage: Eukaryota; Metazoa; Arthropoda; Thecostraca; Balanomorpha; Balanidae
Product: regenerating islet-derived protein 3-alpha-like
Exons: 3
Coding region: 312-938 (208 amino acids)
Source: RefSeq, a predicted model, not a curated record
GGUCGGCAGUCGUCAGUCGUCAGUCCUCGGAGUUGAGUCGUCAGUGCUCAGUCGUUAGACGUCUGUCGUCAAUCGUCAGUCAUCAGUCGUCAGUCGUCUGUCGCCGUUCGUUUUUUUUUUAUCAGUAGCUGCUCCGAUCAUAUCCAUGCGAGAAAAGUGUUGAAAUCAGCGAAUGUCUCAGUGCAUCAGCCACUCCGUCGAAUCGGCCUCUCGUGGCAGUGUGGCGUGAGAUCAGCCAAAGAACGGCGUAAGAAGAGGAUCAUUCAUCGAGCUACUUGCUAGGCUUGCACGGCAUUUUUGGCAGCUUCACCAUGAGACUACCGUUGGCGCUGCUGUGGGCGACACUGGCACCUGUCGCCCUCGCCGAACUCUGCGUCUGUCCUCCCGGCUUCCACCCGCUCGGCACGGACCGGUGCUACCAUCUGGUGGCGGAUGGUAGCUUCGAGGCCGUCCAGGUGGCGUGCCAGUCGCUCGGUGGGCAGCUGCUGAAUGUCGCCAGCGCCGAGGAAGACGCUGCGGCCCGCUCCGUGAUGACCAAACAUUGGAGAGCCAUGGUCUGGAUCGGGCUGCACGACGAGAGUGAGAGCAGCGGAGAGCCGGAGUGGAGAUGGUCGGACGGCUCAGCGCCCUCCUACACCGACUGGCACCGGGAGCCGGGAACAGGUCGGUGUGUUGUCAGCUGGCUCCACGGCGGAUGGCAACAGCGCGACUGUCGUCUGCCCGCCCCCGGUCUCUGCGUCCACCCGCUCACCCCGCCGCAGCCCUGCGAGCCGCCACCCGACGGACUUCACCGCCACCUACCGGCCGGCGAUGACAGGUGGAAGUUGGCGCCGCCGCCGCCAGAGGCGCCCCUACCGCAGCUGGUCUGGCCACCGCAGUGGCUGCAGCAGAGGUUUGUGCUGCGAGACGCGCCCGUACAGUGGCACCAGUGGUUGUGAGUGACGCCAGACGAGACAGGAUGCUGGCAGCAGGUGACGCCAUGGCGGUUUAGCAGGGAUGGAUGAUGGAUCCCAGGUGCAAUUAGUCUAGCUACGAAUAGAACGUCACAGCAGACCACUGGCAGUGCUGUGUAGGUGUACUCUGUCGCCAUCUACUUGGUUAAAAUGCAAGAUUAGAGCGCACGCAAGCACAUCGCAUUGAGGUAUUAGUUAAGAUCAGGCACUGUUUCUAAAUGGUUCCAGCUUCUGCAGUAAGUACAUAAGUCGUAAUACUCUGAUGAAUGUCGCGGCUUGUGGCUGGUGAAUCGCGGGGCCUCAAUGUGAUCAUGCGGCCCUUGACGAACAGACACAAACUGCAGGUGCAGGCAUGCACGAGCUGUAAGUACUUACUUUGCUCUUCAAUAUCAUGCUAUCGCAUAAGUAAAUAGGUGUGAAAAAUUCGUUGAUUGCUAAGAAAACAAGGCAGAAUCAACAGGCUGCGGUUGAAUGUCAACAUUGCACGGCCGUUGGGCAUAUGCUCAAAUGGAAAUAAAACGUAUGUAUAUUAUUCCGAUCAUAAAA